UCGCAUCUUAAAGGUCUUAUCUUCCUCUCCUCUCCUCUCUCUCUCUCCGCCGUCAAUGUUUCGGUUUCGAUUCUCCUCUUCCUCUUGACUUUCUUCUUCUCUCUUUUGCUGCGAGAGAAAAAGGGUAAGAAAGAGAAGCUGAGGUCAACCUUCUCGGUAGAGGAGACUUUCUGGAAACAUCUAUCUCAUGGACCCAUCUUUCGCAACGCCGCUGUCGGAAACCGCCGCUGUGGUUACCGGAGAGAAUGGAAUUACGGUGGAUCCUUUUCUGGUCGAGGCUUUGCAGAACCCUCGUCAUCGUCUCACCAUUUUGCGGAUGGAGCUUGAUGUUCAACGGUUCUUACAGAGCCAUGAGCAGCAGCAGUUCGAGUUCCAGCAUUUCCCUACUUCGUAUCUCCGCCUUGCCGCUCAUCGUGUUGCUAACCACUAUGGACUAGCUACAUUGGUUCAAGACGGCGGUGUGGAUGGCAAUGAGAACAAAAUCCUUGUGACGAAAACAGCGGCGAGCAGGUUUCCUGCGGUUAGGUUGUCUGAUAUCCCGGUGGCUAAACAGUCAGAGAAUGGUAAGUUUGAGCACAUGAAAGUUUCUAUCAAGACUCGACCUUCUAAAGGAUCUGGAUACGAUGCUGGUGAAGUUGAAAAGAAACGUGGUCCUCUUAGGAGUGUUGAAGAGAGGAAAGAAGACUAUGACAAGGCUAGAGCACGGAUUUUUAAUGGUCUCACUGGCUUCAGUGGUGAUGAAUCAUCUCCGUCUGAAACUCAGGUUUGUGAGAGGAGUACAAGUCUUGGCAGAGAUGAGAAUCAAGCACCUAAGAAUGCUUACGUUGAGAUAAAGAACAGGGAAACAUCUCGUGUUGCAAUUCUUAGAGACAGUGAGAAAGAUCGGUUUGAUCCUGAUUAUGACCGCAAUUACAAAAGGUACAUUAGGAGCCUUCCGGUGAAUCAGAAUUCCCAUCCACCACCCUUCAACAUGAUGCAGCCACCACCAUACUAUGGAAUGGGAUUUACCGGAUAUAACCAUGUCCCAAAUACUCCUGCUGCUCUCAACUUUGGACCACCUGCAAGCGCUAUCAUGAGUCCUUAUGGCACCACAGUUGUACACCAGCCUUCAGCGGAUGCAAUGUAUAUGCAGUGGCCUAUGAUCUAUACUCAUUCGUAUGAGCAGUUCAGGAAUGCUUCUCUUCAGGCACAGUUCUGUCAGCAACCCUUGAGCUUCGAGUACAUGCAGAACCGCUAGGCACUAAUUGUCAGGCUUUAAGCCCCCAGUGCAAUUUUUAUCUCUGUUUACCAACUUCUUUUAUAAGACCUAUUAUUGUUGUAAUGGAAAUUUUUGAAAUGUAAUGUCACAAGGAAGAAGAAGAUAAUCCUUUUAUUUUCUCUUAAAAGUAUCAGUGAACUGCUAGCUUUAUUUAUGGUUCAUAUCUUUAUUAGAACUGCUUCAGUGUGGGAUCCAAUGCUACAUGUCAUUGCACGAGAUACGAAUCAGUAAAACAAGG
Eruca vesicaria subsp. sativa (arugula) is the source of this 1496-nucleotide messenger RNA. NCBI's taxonomy places the organism in Eukaryota, Viridiplantae, Streptophyta, Magnoliopsida, Brassicales, Brassicaceae. The record is from the annotation of a GenBank genome assembly.